Monoraphidium neglectum is the source of this 179-nucleotide messenger RNA. RefSeq lists its product as hypothetical. The annotation marks the transcript as partial. Lineage: Eukaryota; Viridiplantae; Chlorophyta; Chlorophyceae; Sphaeropleales; Selenastraceae. The transcript has a single exon. The record is from RefSeq and is a predicted model, not a curated record.
CCUCUGAUGAGUCAGACCCCGAGGUCCAGCAGCUGCGCGCGCGCGCUGAGGAGCUGCGCCUGCGGCUGGAGGACAGGAACGCCCUGAUCAAGGCCGCCAUAGACCGCCUAAGGCAGCUGCUGGACGCGCUCUGCAUGUGGGACAGCAGCCGGCGCGAGCUGCAGGCGACGGCAGGAUGA